Messenger RNA from Anguilla anguilla (European eel), 1758 nucleotides. It is a transcript of the gene hs3st2, whose product is annotated as heparan sulfate (glucosamine) 3-O-sulfotransferase 2. The record is from RefSeq and is a predicted model, not a curated record. Bases 477 to 1754 code for a protein of 425 amino acids. NCBI's taxonomy places the organism in Eukaryota, Metazoa, Chordata, Actinopteri, Anguilliformes, Anguillidae. The transcript has 2 exons. Gene Ontology annotation, molecular function: [heparan sulfate]-glucosamine 3-sulfotransferase activity.
UUGACAACGCAAAGCGCGCGCUAAAACGCAUCAUCACUACUCUGGGGGAUAUCAGAGGCUUCCUUUGAGAUCCAGGCAAGAUUUUCGAGAAGAUAACGUUUAAGAAAAUGCCGUGUAUUUCUAUAAUUCUGGAUUUUUAAUCGUGAAUAUGCAGUUUAUGAACUGGCUAUUCCACGGUUCAGAUAUUUCAAAUCUUGGAUGAAGAGGAAAUGUUCUUACAGAAACCUGAAUCGGCAUAGAAGUGUUUUUAUUCCAGUGAGAUGCACGUUUCAAUCGCAAAAGAUCAAUGGAUUUAAGAUACAUGAACCAACUUGCGUGUUUUAUGUCUAUUUUUUCCAUCGCUGCACUGGCAGUUACUGUUUUGUUGGAAAUCAAUCGAUAAAUCCGUCAGUGCUGUUUGGAGAGAAUGCUGUAAAGAAAUCACAGUACUUUGCUAAAUCUUACGCGUUGAUAUUAACGGAUUUCGGUUGACUCUAAUGUAUCGCAAUUCGACUUUACACUACACAUAUUAUAGACAACAGCAACAAUCGGAGAAAGGUCCACAACGAAAAACAUGCAACCUCUUAAUCCAUGGUGACAUGGCAUAUCGGUUUAUCACCAGCCGCGCUGUGCCAUCUUCAAAUCGGCUAAACAGAAGGUUCCUAUUCAUAUUCACGCUGUCUUUAUCCUUAACGUAUUUAUGCUACAGCGUCCUAUACUGUUCCGAGACCAUCAUGCACAGCCAGGGUAUUGAAGAACACAGGUGCGUCCUUAUCCAGCGCGUCGGGAGCAAAAAACUUCUGCAAAGAUCACAUUAUUGCACUUUUGAUACGGAUGGCAGGCAUCUUCGAGAAGAGACGCAUACAGAUGGUCUUACGCGCCAGAGGACGGGCUUCUCUCACAACAAAAGCAAAUCCUUCGCGUCCCACAGCGCCUCGUCACGAAGUGUUAACGGGUCGUACCGGGGUUCCAACAAUAAAACGAGCAGUUCGAAGUAUGGCAUAAAGAAGUUACCAAAAGCAAUCAUUGUCGGCGUUAAGAAAGGGGGGACAAGGGCGGUUUUGGAGUUCAUUAGGAUCCAUCCGGAUGUGAGAGCUGUUGGGACAGAGCCGCAUUUCUUUGACAGAAACUACGACAGGGGUAUAGACUGGUACAGAGGACUCAUGCCUCGAACCCUGGGCGGCCAGAUCACCCUGGAGAAGACGCCCAGCUACUUCGUGACCCGCGAGGCGCCCCGCCGCAUCUCCAGCAUGUCCCGGGACACCAAGCUGAUCGUGGUGGUCCGGAACCCGGUGACCAGGGCCAUCUCCGACUACACCCAGACCCUGUCCAAAAAGCCCGACAUCCCCACCUUCGAGGAGCUGGCCUUCAAGAACAAGAGUCUGGGCCAGGUGGACACCACCUGGAACGCCAUCCGGAUCGGGAUCUACGCCCUGCACCUGGAGACCUGGCUGCAGUACUUCCCCCUGGCCCAGAUGCACUUUGUCAGCGGCGAGAGGCUCAUCACGGACCCCGCCGGCGAGCUGGGCCGCGUGCAGGACUUCCUGGGCCUCAAGCGCAUCGUCACCGACAAGCACUUCUACUUCAACAAGACCAAGGGGUUCCCCUGCCUGAAGAAGCCCGAGGACAGCAGCGCCCCCCGCUGCCUGGGCAAGUCCAAGGGCAGGACUCACGUGCAGAUCGACCGGGACGUCAUCGAGCAGCUGCGCGACUUCUACAGGCCUUUCAAUGUCAGGUUCUAUGAGACCGUGGGACAGGACUUCAGGUGGGACUGAGGCC